AGCAGAGCAAGAAAAGAAGAAAAUGAAGCUCUUAAGUUCUUCAUCUUCUUCUUCUUCCUCUGCACAUUCUUCUUCUACAUUGAUUUUCAUUCUAGUUUUGGCACCUUUGUUUAUACUCUCACUAAUUAUAUGCUUAUUUGGUGGUUCUGGAAGCAGAUCAUUUUCAAACGCCUUCUCAGUUCCUCCUAUCUACAGUCCUUAUUCAUGGCCAAUUCCCAAGCAUCCAAUAAGCAUCACAGCACCUCCACAUGAGGAAGAUGGACUAAUUGCGAAGAAAUUUAGCAAAUUAGAGAAGGUAGAACAUGAUCUAGCAAAAGCUCGCUCUUCGAUUAGAGAAGCAAUUUCAAAUGUGGAGAAGCAGACGCCUCUUCAUGAAGAUCCAGAUCAUUUUAUUCCCCAAGGCAACAUUUAUAAUAAUGCUCAAGCAUUUCACAGGAGUUACUUAGAAAUGGAGAAGACAUUCAAGAUCUUUGUGUACAAUGAAGGCGAACCACCGCUAUUUCAUGAUGGUCCGUGCAAAAGUAUAUACUCAACAGAAGGGAGGUUUAUUCACCAAAUGGAGCAAGAAACAAGGUUUCGCACCUAUAAUCCAGAUGAAGCUCAUGUUUAUUUCCUACCAUUCAGUGUUGUGAAAAUGGUUUCAUACUUAUACAUUCCUGAAACACACGAUAGUCGAGGCAUUAAACGAGCUGCACUCGACUAUGUUAAUAUCCUGGCACAAAAAUAUCCUUACUGGAAUAGAAGUCUUGGAGCUGACCAUUUCAUGCUCUCAUGCCAUGAUUGGGGACCGGAGGUAUCAUUUCACAUUCCGAAUCUACACAACAACUCCAUCAGGGUGUUAUGCAAUGCUAACACCUCUGAAGGAUUUAACCCGUCAAGGGAUGUAUCAUUUCCUGAAAUCUAUCUUAGAUCAGAUAACAUUACAAGCUUCAUCGGCGGUCCACCGCCUUCUCAGCGUAAAUUACUAGCAUUCUACGCUGGUGGGAUUCAUGGUUACGUUCGUUCAGUAUUCGUAAACUACUGGAAAGACAAAGGAGACGAAGAUAUCAAAGUUUAUACUUCUCUCCCGAAAAAAUUAUCCUACCUCGGCAUGAUGAAGAAGAGCAAAUACUGCAUUUGUCCAAGUGGUUACGAAGUUGCAAGCCCUAGGGUCGUCGAAGCUAUUUACGCAGAAUGUGUUCCUGUUCUCAUUUCAGACCAUUACGUUCCGCCGUUCAGCGAUGUUCUAAAGUGGGACGCAUUUUCAAUUCAAGUUCCACUCAGUGAAGUCCCAAAUUUGAAGAAAAUCUUAACGGCAAUACCAGAAGAUAGAUACAUAAAGCUGCAGAGAAGCGUAAAACAAGUUCAAAGACAUUUCAUUGCAAACAAUGGCGCACCUAAGCGGUACGACGUGUUCCAUAUGACCUUGCAUUCUAUUUGGCUCCGCAGACUAAAUAUCCGAGUUCAUGAUUAGCUCAAUUGUAUAAACACCUAAACAUGUUCAAUUAAAAUGCCCGAAAAAAGGGUUAUUUUCAAUUCAAGUUCCUCUAACUGUGUUAUAGCUUACUUUUAUGUUUGAGAUCAAAUGCAGACAUCCAUUGUUUUCC
Molecule: messenger RNA, 1586 nt
Organism: Papaver somniferum (opium poppy)
Lineage: Eukaryota; Viridiplantae; Streptophyta; Magnoliopsida; Ranunculales; Papaveraceae
Product: probable glycosyltransferase At5g03795
Exons: 3
Coding region: 23-1453 (476 amino acids)
Molecular function (GO): glycosyltransferase activity
Source: RefSeq, a predicted model, not a curated record